AUGUUCUGGCGGAAGAAGAAGUCGUUCGCCGGCAAGCACGUCUGCAUCACCGGCGGCUCGGAAGGGCUGGGGCUGGCCCUGGCGAUGGAAUUCGUCCGGGAGGCCGCCCACGUGACGAUAAUCUCCCGCAGCGCCGCCAAGUUGAGCGCCGCAUCCGAGGGCCUAAAGCGCCUGGCCGGGGAGCUGGGAUCCGCCGGCAGGAUCGCGCACACCAGCGCCGACGUGACGGAUUUCGGUGGCGUGCGGGAUGCGGUCGCGAGGGUGGAGGCGGAGGGCGGGCCGGUGGACGUCCUGGUGUGCUGCGCGGGCGCCUGCAAACUCGGCCACUUCACGGACCUGAAGGCGGACGACUUCGAGUCGGCGAUGCGGCUCAACUACAUGGGGACGGUGAACGCGCUGCAGGCGGCGCUGCCGCGGAUGGAGACGCGCGAUCGGGGACUGGUGGUGAUCAUCGCGUCCGCCAUGGCCGUCAACGGGAUGGCAUGCAACUCGAGCUAUGCGCCCACCAAGUGGGCGCUGCGCGGCUUGGCGGACAGCCUGAGGAUGGAGUACCAGGGCACAGGGGUGGGGUUCUGCAUCGCGUACCCGCCGGACACGGCCACGCCGGGGCUGGAGGCCACGCUGGAGGGCCAGGAGGAGGGGUCGGAGGCGCGACAGCUGAUGGAGUUGGGCGGAGAGACGUACUCCGUGGAGGCAGUGUCCAAGGCGAUAAUGAAGGGGUUGAAGAGGGGCGACUACCACCUGCCAUCGCCAGACUUCCUUCAGAAUUUGACUGUGUCGUCCAUGUCUGGCCUGUCUCCAGCACCCCUGUGGCUACCUUUCCAGAUGCUCGUAUCCAGCAUAUUGGUGCCCAUAUAUGCUGUGUAUUUGAGGAAGUUCGAUGCCAUCGUGAGGAAUGCACGGAAGCGGAGCAAGAGCAAAAAGGACAAUUAG
Molecule: messenger RNA, 933 nt
Organism: Ostreobium quekettii
Lineage: Eukaryota; Viridiplantae; Chlorophyta; Ulvophyceae; Bryopsidales; Ostreobiaceae
Source: the annotation of a GenBank genome assembly